CUCUCUGGCAAGAAAUAAACAGGAAGCUCUGGGCAAAAGCGGGCGUGCGACAUGAAUCCACAACAAUCCGCAAGUAUCCGGAUCGGUACCGGUUUAAGCUACGCUAAACGGAUGGCUUUUGGGGAGGGCGAUUAAUGGCAGGAAGAUGAUAACAUUGCCAACAUAAGAUCACCGGUCGAUCGAUGCGCUCGGGUCAGUUGUCCGGUGCGAGCGGUUCGGGCUAGUGUGGUGUAGUGUGGCGUUGGUUUUUGUGCAGAAUUGUGGCAAGUUUUGUGAUAUGAUGGCAGCUACCAGUCGGUUGGGCCUCACCAUCCUUGCGGUGGUUUUAUUUGCCGCGAGUUCUGCAACCGCACUCCGUUGCUACACCUGCAACUCGUACGACAACUCGGAAUGCUUUUCACUGCCGUCCAACUUCACCGAGGAGGAGUACCGGGAUAAUCGCACCAUACCCGGACGGCUGCUGGUCGAAUGUCCAACGGACGCUCAGGGCCGUCCACCGCUCUGCAGAAAGAUGGACAUACUCGUACUCGGUGGCAGCUUACCGGAUCAUGUCCGAGUAGUGCGCGAGUGUGGCUAUGAACAUUCCCGCCGUCCCUGCUACAACCUGGAAAACGGUGGCCACGAGGAACUCGUUUGCCAUUGCAACACCGACGGCUGCAACGGAGGUUCGCCGCUUACGCUUUCGGGAGUGCUGCUUGCUUCCACCGGCCUGCUACUACGAUUGAUGCAUCGUUGAUGGUUGUCACGUCGCUGGUACUGUGUUCUUCUACCCCGCCGCUGCCGCCACUCACGCAGCUUCCGUUUUCAUUUGUGGUGGAAUAAAUUUGCACCACCACUACAUAUCUGCCAGAUUGGCGCUCGAUCCCGCAAGGCUGCAGAAUCUAAUUUGACUUUUCCUCUUCAUGGAUGGGACAAAACGGGACCGAAUAAGAAGAGAGUUGAGAAAAAAGCACACACACACACACACACACACAAAGCAACUCAUCAGCAAUUCAAAUCAUUUCUAACAGUCAUACAACCGCAACCGGAAGCAAUGGUUCUCAUUUCGCCAAUUCACUUUGUUUGUGCAGGGUAAUGGAUCGAUCUGUCCCCGAGAGAAAAAAAUGGCUUUAAAAAAAGGAAUACACACACACACCCGCGCACACCGUUAUGGUAGGUAA
This is a messenger RNA of Anopheles coluzzii, 1160 nucleotides long. RefSeq lists its product as uncharacterized. Gene Ontology annotation, biological process: positive regulation of voltage-gated potassium channel activity; sleep; regulation of synaptic transmission, cholinergic. Lineage: Eukaryota; Metazoa; Arthropoda; Insecta; Diptera; Culicidae. The coding region runs from base 278 to 736 and encodes 152 amino acids. The transcript has 3 exons. The record is from RefSeq and is a predicted model, not a curated record.